GCUAAACGAUAAUUUUAAAGAUUUUGCUAUUCAAUAAGUACUUUCUUAUCGAUAUUCGAUAAGUGAAAAUCAGCUGUUUCGUUAACGAUUCGUUUAUGGUUAAGUUAUCGACAUCUCAUUUGGUGUUGUUAAGUUUGUGUUAACCAAACGAAUUUGCGCGCAAGUAAAUCAAAGUGAAUUUAUAUAAAAGAAAUGGCGUUUGAAUACGUGGCGUAUAGUUUACACCGAAACUAUGGAGUCAGAAAUACCCCCACAGUGGAUCGGCGUUUGCUCCGGGACAUUCACGAUCCAUUUGAGCUGGCGCCUUCCGAGUUUCGGAAGCUAUAUCGUGUGGGCCCAGAGACUGCAAUGGAGCUCAUCCAGCGGCUGGAAAUCCAAUUGAAAGGUAAAAGGAUUACCUCAAUAUCGGCGGAAAAACAGAUAAAUCUUCAAAUAAUGAGAGCAUGCAAUUUUGGAUAUGUAGUAUGUAUACAAUAAUUUCCUGAGUACGGUUUAGUUAUCUGUACAAUGAUGCCCAAACGCGUGACUCGAAUGUAAAAAGUUUAACAUACGCGUGUAUUCCAAGGAUUAAAAUUUAAUUUAAAACAAAGAUUUCAAAUUUCCAAGCACUAGUUUAUUAAUAAAACCGGUUUUAAUUAUGGACUUUUUUGUAAGUUUCGAUGUGGCUUCCAUGUUGAAAUGCUAAUGGGGUGAACCCAUUUUCAAAUGGGCCCUGUAGUCUGUAGAGGGGUCAGAGAGGGGAGUUUUGACUGCUCUUUCUAACGGGUAUGGUUUUAGGUGUCACACCCUCUCCCCCUCCGCUCCGCACCACAUAAUCAUUGUACAAAUAACUAAACAUUUCCCAAAUAAUCUUUUAUCUUUGAAGGUUUUGUGUACACUACGCUUCUAUGCCACAGGAUGCUGCCAACGGCCUGUAGGGGAACAGUGGGGCAUAUCGAUGAGCCAAUCCUCUACAAGCCGUUGUAUACAUCGCGUAACUGAUGCCAUAAACAGUGGACUAUUUUUUGAGGAGGUUAAGUUCCCUAUGACGCAGGUGGACCGUCAAGCUGCCAAGGAAGUGUUUGCACCUGCGCCUUUCGUUGGAGGAACUAUUGGAGCGGUAGACUGCACGCAUGUUUCUAUUUUGGGUCCUAAAACUCAUGAGGAAGCAUACGUGAACCAUCAUGGCUAUCACUCGAUAAAUGUUCAAAUGAUAUGUGACCCAAAUUUAAAAAUACUCAUCGUCAAUGCUAGGUUUCCGGGAGCACGACAUGACUCUUACAUUUGGAGUUCCUGUCCAGUGCGGCGAGUCAUGCAGAGAGCUUUUGACAAUGGAAACCGCAACAUGCUUUUGAUUGGUAUUCUUUUUAAUUUACUUUAAAAUGUACAUAAUUUAAAAUUAAGUUCC
Rhagoletis pomonella (apple maggot) is the source of this 1387-nucleotide messenger RNA. RefSeq names its product putative nuclease HARBI1. The record is from RefSeq and is a predicted model, not a curated record. The coding region runs from base 938 to 1360 and encodes 140 amino acids. NCBI's taxonomy places the organism in Eukaryota, Metazoa, Arthropoda, Insecta, Diptera, Tephritidae. The transcript has 2 exons.